AAAACACUCCCACCGGAAGUGAAACUAUCUUACAGUAGUGACGUUCAUACCGUUCGUCGUGUUUAUCUUCCUCGAUAUGAAAACUAGGAGUAUUUACAUUAAUUACAUUUAGUUAACUAACUAUAACCAUAUGUUAACCAGUCAAUAACAAUUUGUUUCUGUAUUAAAGAGACGUUUAAAAGGAUUGUUGGGAGAUUUAGGAAGUGUUUGGCCGGGCAGCAGGCCUGAGCUGAGACACACAGACAUUUUAUAUCACACAUCUAUUAAUUUAUUUCUCAGGUGUUUUAUUUUUGUGCUCAAACAUGGCUGUCGUCAACGAAGGAGGUCUUAAAAAGAUGUUGAAGCAAUACAAAUACAGAGAUCUUACUGUCCGUGAGAUUACGAAUGUCAUCUCUCAGUACAAAGACCUCAAACCUGUAAUGGAUGCUUAUGUAUUUAAUGACGGCUCUUCAAGAGACCUCAUGAGUCUUACAGGGACUGUUCCAGUUAGUUAUAGAGGGAAUGUGUACAAUAUUCCUGUGUGCCUCUGGCUGCUGGACACGUAUCCCUACAAUCCCCCUAUUUGUUUCGUGAAGCCCACCAGUGCGAUGAUGAUCAAGACUGGCAAACACAUUGACGCCAAUGGCAAGAUCUACCUUCCCUAUUUGCAUGAGUGGAAACAUCCUCAGUCAGAUCUGUACGGGCUCAUCCAGGUGAUGAUUGUGGUGUUCGGCGAGGAGCCACCUGUGUUCUCCAGACCCACCACACAACCUCCUUAUCAAGCCUUCCAGGCAGCUGGACCUCCCAACCAGUCCUAUAUGCCAGGAAUGCCAGCAGUAUCUUCCUACGGUCCCGGUCCCAACCCAUGUGGUUAUCCGGGAUAUUCUUAUCCAGGAGGGAACGCUUAUCCUGCCUCGGGCGGUCCAGCACAUUACACUUCCCAGACUCCUACUAAUGCUGUGGGCCCGAGUCGUGAUGGUACCAUUGGUGAGGACACCAUCAGAGCUUCACUUAUCUCAGCUGUGAGUGAUAAACUACGCUGGAGAAUGAAAGAAGAGAUGGACAGAGCGCAGGCCGAGCUGGAUGCUCUCAAGAGGACUGAGGAAGACCUGAAGAAAGGACACCAGAAGCUGGAGGACAUGGUGUCCCGUCUGGACCAGGAAGUGGCUGAGGUAGACCGAAACAUCGAGCUCCUCAAGAAAAAGGAUGAAGAACUCAGUGAAGCUUUGGAGAAAAUGGAGAACCAAUCAGAAAACAAUGACAUCGAUGAUGUCAUCAUACCGACGGCUCCGCUCUACAAACAGAUCCUGAAUCUCUACGCGGAGGAGAACGCCAUAGAAGACACUAUCUUUUACCUUGGGGAAGCCUUGCGGAGAGGAGUCAUCGACCUGGAGGUCUUUCUCAAGCACGUGCGUCUGCUGUCCCGAAAACAGUUCCAGCUGCGAGCGCUCAUGCAGAAAGCACGCAAGACCGCUGGACUCAGUGACCUUUACUGACCUUGCUGCCACCAAUACACCAACACUCCAGCACUGACCACAUUAUCCAGACUCUUAUCCAAGUUGCUUUCUGUGUUAUUUCAGUUGGAGUAUGUUAGUUUUCACUGCUGUUAGAUGCUGAUUGUCUUUUCAUGAUUGUAAAAUCAGCAUUAU
Messenger RNA from Misgurnus anguillicaudatus (oriental weatherfish), 1628 nucleotides. RefSeq names its product tumor susceptibility gene 101 protein. Lineage: Eukaryota; Metazoa; Chordata; Actinopteri; Cypriniformes; Cobitidae. Gene Ontology annotation, cellular component: ESCRT I complex. Gene Ontology annotation, molecular function: ubiquitin binding. The record is from RefSeq and is a predicted model, not a curated record. Gene Ontology annotation, biological process: endosome to lysosome transport; protein transport; protein modification process.